CUGGGUGAGACGCACACAGCAAUAAUGUUCGAAGUGGGGAGAGAAAGAAACGACGAUCAAGGAAUUCAAGAAGAAACGAACGUUGUCCGCAUUGAAACAUUUGAAAUGGCAAAAGGAUGUUGAUUGAUCAAAGACGCAGUCAGAGGUAGAAGAGGCUUGAAGCCCUCCCGAUGUUCCUCAUAAUCUCAUGGCAGAGAAGAAGCAGACAGUAAUGGUGCUUCGAGAGGACGGGGCUACUGCCCCGGCCGUGGCCCCAACUACUGCUGCUGCAUCAUCCUUUUUUGUAGACCUCAAGCCAGGGCAGACCAUUGAAGGAGGCAAAGAUAAGGAAGCUUUGGAGGCUAGUGGAGAACAUAAUGAUGUUAUGAAACCAUCUCUAGGUUUGGUAGCAGGAAGUCCUUAUGCAGUCACCUCCACAUUAUCCUCAGACACAAACUCUAGCCACCAUCCUGAGAAUUUGCCCCCAGAGGCUACAACCAAGGGCAUCACAGUUACCCUGGAUAACAACAACAUGUGGAACGAGUUCUUCCGCUGCAAGACGGAGAUGAUUCUAACCAAGCAAGGUAGGCGAAUGUUUCCGUCUUGCCGGUAUCGCAUUUCGGGGAUGGAGCCUUUCCAGAGCUACCUCCUGAUCAUGGAUAUUGCUCCGAAGGACAACUAUCGUUAUAAAUGGAGUGAUCAUCGCUGGGAGCCAAAUGGAAAAUGUGAGGCUCAUGUGUCAGGAAGGGUCUUCAUCCACCCAGAGUCCCCUGCUUCUGGUCACUACUGGAUGCAGAGUCCUGUGUCAUUUUAUAAGCUCAAGCUUACAAAUAAUGUCAUGGACCAAGACGGCCAUGUCGUUUUACACUCCAUGCAUCGAUACUUGCCGCGGUUGCACAUAGUUCCUGCUGAGAAGCAAGCAGAUGUGAUCGAUGUGAAUGGGCCAGAUGUCAUGACCUUCAUUUUUCCACAAACAGAAUUUUUUGCUGUAACGGCUUACCAGAACCUGAGUAUCACGCAACUCAAAAUCGACUAUAACCCUUUCGCAAAGGGUUUUCGGGAAGAUGCUUCCAACUUGCGCAGCUUAAUGCCUAAGCUAGGAUCCCCAAGUGUGUCAGAGAAAGGUGAAAGUAAGAAUGAUAAGGAGCUUGGACCCAUUAAAAACAGUCUCAAAACGCUGUUUGCUAAAAGGGUCCCUGUUGGAAAAAUGAAAAAGGAACAGGAACCUCCAGCCAUGAAGGAGGAUGGGGUUGACUGCACCAAUAGUAGUAUCCAACCGUCAGUCGUGAUGGAGAAAAGUAUUGUGAAAAGACGUCCAAGUACCCUGUCUGAGCUGUUUCAAGGGACCCCGCUUAAACUGAGAAGGACAGCCCCUGAGAGCAGUGGUUCCAGUAGCACCUUGAAGAAGAAAAACGAUGGCUGUGUUAACACUUGGGGCAACCUUGAUCCUGAGAGGGAGCCACAAAAGUCAGAGCAAGAGGAUGUACAGGCAAAGUCUGUUGUGAAGGAGGAGUUACACAUAGAUUUGAAAUCCAAGGAGGAUUCUGAACAGGCUCCUGAUGUAUCCAAUUCUGUUCAUGAGCCCACAAGUGGUCAAUCAUUUGUUACACAGGAAAAUAGACAAAAGGUUCCUAGCAUUUCAUCAACGGAAACACGGUCUGGUAUAAAGUUCUGCAACUCCGAAGAACAAAGCCAGAAUAAAUCUGUUCCACAAAAACGAUCAGGUGCUGCGGCUUUGCCCCUUCUUGCGUUGUUCUUUCAGCAGCUCAAAUCAAAGCCAAAAUCAGUUAAGCUCACCCCUAAACCUGGUCAUUUACUCUUUGAAAAGUUCAAAUCACAACCCAAAUCUGUCGAUCUUGUCCAAAAACCUGAUAUUUCUUGUUCGUCACCCUCAACAAGUAUUGUUUUAAAACCUAAUUCCACACAUCCUUCAGAAUCAUGUACUCAACUGGUUGACACCCAUACCUCACCAACACUGACUCCUAUCUCAUCCAAUAAAACUGUUGAAAGCAUUGCUGUCGAUGCCCCGUCAGAAUGUUUGACAUCUUCAAAAACUGAUUACACAGCCUUUGUCAAAACAUUCCCUGAAAUCCAGACUUCUUCACUGUCCACUGAGACACAUUCAUCACAGUCCACUACAGACCCCUCUGACACUGACACAACGCCCACUACAAAAUUUGAGGAACCUAGAUCACAGUCCUUUAUUACAAGUGCCUCUGAAGUCCCUGUCAACCAUUCCACUACCCUUGCCACACCAUCACCAUUGUCAUGCGAAGCUGAUGGCCCUGCCUCAGCACCUGAUUCACCAUCAUCCCCCGUCUUUUCACAUGGUAGCCCUGCACCUUCAUCUGACCAAGAACCAGUAGAUCGUCUUCCUGAUGAACUGCUGGAUAUUCCUCAAGUCAGUGAGCAAGACAAUGGCAAUGAAGCGAGUGGUGGAACUGGUGUGGCUUCCCUCGUGGUCAACACUAGCAACCAGAUAUCUGUGGGGAAAAAGCCUAAGGGGAGACCCAGGAAAGGCAGAAAACGCAAACAGCCUGAGGAGCCGCUGUUGGUGAGUGGUCCUACAGACGUCCGCAUGCAACCCAGCCUUGAAGAUGUGGAAGGCCAAUUAUUUGUCUCCUUUACCUCAAAGGAGGCUCUUGAAGUACAUCUGGAUGACAAUGAUGAAGAAUCUCCACCACCACAAUUACCUGAGGUUAUGGAAAAGCAAGUUGAAUCCCUUGAGGCCAUGGCUGAACGAAUCGCCUCAUUAGAGAAGGCCCUCCUUCAAGAUUUAAAGGUCAUGAAACACAAACAGGUCAUCCACCCAGUUCUACAGGAAGUUGGUCUGAAGUUGAAUAUACUUGAUCAGAUCUUAGCCAUUGAUCUGGUAUAUUUGGGUGUGGAACUACCGAUUCCCCCUCCCUCUCCAUGUCCUAGUACAAGCUCAGGGAGUGUGUCAUCACAACUCCCUUUUGUUUCUAGGACCGGAAAAACAACAGAUAUCACCAAAAUCAAAGGCUGGAGGGAUAAAUUUGUAGCACCAGACCCUAAAGAAUCACCUCCUGAAGCUGGUAACAGCUCAGAUGCAGCACUGAAGAAUCGGUCAGCCUUCUGCAGUGACAUGCUAGAUGAGUAUCUGGCCAGUGAGGGAAAGCUCAUAGACGAGCGCGCGGCCAGUUUCUCCACGAGCAGCGUCACCCCUGUUUCUUACCAGAUGCCCACCAAAAGCAGUAGUUACGUGCGGACACUGGACAGCGUGCUGAAGAAGAGGGCACCUGCAUCCGUCACUCCCACCCCCAAAUCAGUUCCACCUGUUACCCCAGCUGCCUCCCAAACCAAAAAGUCCAAGGUAUCUCCUAAGACGCAGAAGUCAGGAGCAAGCACGGCUCGCAGGUCAUCCAGGACAACCACUCCCAAGGCAAACCCCACAACGGCACACCCACCUUCAUCCACACCUGAAACUCAAGAUGCUCUAGCCAGCAAAAAGUCAUCAUCCAAGGUCAAAAACACCCUAAAGCCACCAAGAUCAAAGACGCUGUCAGUCAAGGAUGCAGUGCAGAGUGACACUAGUUCAGUCACCCAGGCAGGUAAAUCUGUCUGGGGACGCGAUGUGACCCUGCCUCGCACUGUGUUGAAGCUGCUGGAGGUGGAAGAUGGAUCGGUGUGGGAAGGGAAAGAGCGGACAUUUGUCACAGAGGAACGGGCCUCCAUUGCACUAGCAGCCCUUGCCUCUGCCUCUGCCACGGGAGUUGUAGGGGAAAACAAGGUGGCCAUGCCAAUCAUCAAACGUCGAGCGCCACCCUGCCUCCGUCCCCACUGCCGUCUGGGCUGUGUAUGUGCCAGCCUGGUUCAGGAGCGGCGCCACAACCACUGCGGAAAGCCAGAGUGCAUGCUGGGAUGCAACUGCCUGCGGCACAAAGUUGUUUUGCUUAAGAAGCAUGAGAAGGUGACUGAGGGCUCAAGAGAAUCUCCAUCGUCUCAAACCUUGACGGAGGACGAGGAGGGCUCCAUCAAAAUGAAGAGGAAGAAGAAGAAGAAAAAGAACAAAUCUCUGGCCUAUGUGCUCACAGAUCCUCCAGUAACCUCAGAGCCAGCCACCCGUGUGAGGACAAUCUGGAAGUACGAAGGGACGGAGGCUGAUCAAGAUGAGCUGCACAUCCCUACUCCAGUCUACCUCCCCUGCCCUCUACGUUAUGAUAUUAAACCAGACUCUGAGGACGUGGACAAUGAUGAGGGCAUGAUGACUUGUGCACGGAUCCGACCCUAUGAAGCCAAGACCUCAAAGGAGUCUAACAGAAAGGAAGAGAACGUCCCAGUAGACUUGGCAGAUGACUGGACACCAGAGGCAGGUACAGAAAGCAGACUGGAGUCAGAAGAGCAUAGUGAACAAGAGGAGAGUGGUCAUGGUGAUGAACCAGAGCCUGGUGAGUACACCCAUGGCCCCUCCAAGCGCCUGGAGGUUGUGUCCGAAUGCAAUUGGGACCGACGGACUGACCGCACGUACAUCAUGCGGGUGCUGUGCGAGCACAUGGACAAGGACCGCCUGAAGACGCCCUUUUGGAUUGGCAAAUACCGCAUCCAGCCCAUCUCGCAGACUGUGGUGGAUGAGGGCCAGGGGCCCUGUGUCAACUACAAGGUCCUCAUCUCGCAGCCACAGCUUGGCUUACUGAAGGAUAAGAUCCAGACUCGUUUGGAGACCAAACCACCGGCUCCACCUGUGGAGAAAGCUGCUCCAGCUCCACAGAAGCCUGCAGAACAGCAGAAGCCAGCAGAACAGCAGAAGCCAGUUGCAAGGCCAAAACUCAUGCCUGAGCCGAAGGUUGAACCGAAAACAAAGCCCAGAGUGAUGGAGCCCUUGCCCAAACUAAAACCAGAUCAAGGCCUCCCCUUCCUGGCUGGUGUCCCUACAGCGGGUCUGCUUAUUGCCCAACGAAAAAAUGGUGAAGGCUGUCCUGUAACGGUGAAUGGAAAAUCGUACCCUAAAGCCAGACUACAGCUUGGUCACAUGGGAGCACUUCACCCAGCCAACAGGCUAGCUGCAUACAUCACAGGCCGUCUGGACCCUGUGAAUCUACCAGGGUAUCCAAAAUCUCAAGCCCAAGCCGCAAGCACGGCCAAUGCCACAGUUACAACUACUGCUAGUGAUGUGAUGGUUACUUCUAUUACUACAACAGCAGCAACUCCUCUGCUUCAAAAAUCCACAGUGACCAAGCCCUCUGUGGGAAAGGUCUACACCCAGUUUGUGGUCAACCAGCUCUGCUCCCAGCAGCAGAAGCUGCCGUGCACUGGGGGUGCUCAGCUGUUGGGCAGUGUUCAGAAAGUAGUCUUAUCUUCCAACCCCGUGGUUGUGGUGGGCCAUCGUGUUGCCGCCCAGAGUACCCAAAAAGAACAGGGGUCUGGGGAUAACAAAGGACCUAUCGUCGUCACUCUGUCUCCAAGCAAACAGGCCCCACAGAAGGGCUCUGUUGGCACCUUGGCAUCCUCGGUCACAACAGCUGUUACUACCACUACCACUACCACUACUCCAACCACCUCAGGCACCUCAGAUAGGGCACCUCAACUCCAGACGGUAGUGAAAAUCGUUCCUCGCCAGCAGCCGGUAGGGGUGCCCACUCCAGCUGUUAGGGCCGUCGCCCCAGCAACAAUAGGAGCCCGGAAUAUUUUGACCCAGAAUGCCAGUCGAGUCUUGCUUCAGCCAGUUCGAACCAGCUCUGGGGCGACCCUCUACCGUAACCCCAAUGGCCAGCUUGUUCAGCUCGUGCCCCUUAGCCAGCUGCGGAACCUUAAACCCAAUUUUGUGCUGAAAGACCAGACCAAAGCUUUUGUGCGGUUACCCUCUCCAGUUGUCCUUGGCACUAAACCCAGAGGACCCACCCAGAAUGCUGUUUCUUCACCUCUAACAAACACCUCAGGUGCACCAUUGGCCGUUGCCACCCCGACCAGCUCCUCCUCAGUCACAGCGGUCUCAAGCCAAAAGCCAAUCACAACCAGUGCUGUGAGCGCAUCAAGUUCAACUACCAGCACUUCCCCACCUAAAGCAGCCAAGGUCAUCUCCCUGUCUGGGUCCUCUGCUUUCGCCAUUAAAACAGUCUCGCCUGCGCUCAAAGGAGCUCCAGAGUUCUUAGGGGACACUGGAACUCACACCGUGAGGAUCUUACCAACCAGUCCUGGAACUCAAGGGCUCCCUCUGGCUCUGGGGGCAGCUAAACUUGUUCCGGCCAGUGGAAGUUUCACCUUGCUUCAACCACCAACCAACAAGACCGGUGUAGCUCUUAGGCCAGAUAGAGUCUCAGUAGCCCCCUUAUCAAACAAACCUCCACUGGUGUUGGUUGUUGACAAACCCACAGCAGUUCCUGUUGUAGAAAAACCUGCCACAGAUCCUUCACCGAGUAAACCCUCACCAGUUCCUGUUUUGGCCAAACCUCAAGCAGUGUUGCUGGUAGAUAACUCCAAAACAGUUUUUGCAGAAGGCAAACCAACAACAGCGUCGGGACCUUCAGCCUCUACUGUCCUUACAUUGGUGAAAACUCCAGAAGUCCAGAAGCUGUCAGACAAAUCUCCAGAGGUUUUGGCAGUGCCAGAUAAGGACAAACCUCCAACAUCUGCAGUUCCAAAGAAACUUUCAGCGCCGGCUGUUAAAAAUGAACGUUCACUCUUAGUGUCAGACAAGUUGACAACAGUCCUUUCAUCUAACAAUGCUGAUAAACUACCUGAAGGCCCUGUGUUGGACAAACCCGAUGUGGUACCCGCAUCAGGCAGUUCUGCCUCUGUGCAGAAAAGACAGGAAAGCAUUGUCACAGAUACCACAGCAGAAGGUUCUGUUGGAUCCCCAAUAGAUCUCUCUGCAGACCACAGCUAUUCCGGUGAUUCAGGUCUGACCAGCCUAGUAAAAGCUGAUCAGCCGAAGCCGACCGGUCCUACCAACAACACUCCACCUGGAGAUGGGAAUACUCCCUCGGUCGAAACCUCAAAGGGAAACUCUGUGUCAAACCCCUCUGUCUCUUUCCGGAGCGACCAUAUGCAGGCUGAAAAGGCUGUCCCAGAUGGUGAGCCCAUGCUCUUUAAGGAGAUGCUGGAUCUAGCACCACUAAGCCCCUCAGUGGAUGAAGUAGGCACUAUACACAUCGACAGUGACGACCAUGAAGAUGAGGAUUGCAUUGUUGUGUCAGAAAAGAAGCCAGCAAUGGAGGAAGGAGAGAUUGGCUCAGAUGUUGAGAUCGUGGGAGACACUUUCAUCCUGACUGAUGACUCUGAUAUGGACUCUGACACGGAUGAGUCUGUUUGCGUGAUCAGUGAUUUUAGUGAUGAGGACAACACUGUUGACAUUGAGACCGUGGAUGUGUCAACUAUGUCACAUAACUCUGAUUUAAACAAAAAUAAAUUAAGUCAGAAGAGUGCGCCCAUUUUGGAAAGGGCUCAAAGGCUUGAAGGCCACAAACACAAUGAGAGGCUGCGCCGGAACUUCAUGAGGCAGUGUUUCAGUAAGCUGCAGCUGUCGCUGAGUCUCUCUGACCCCAAGCCAUCCAAAAUAUCCAUUAUCCAAGAGGCCACAAAACAAAUUCGUGAACUUCAAACCCAAGGAUUUUACCUGCGAAAUGAAAAAGAUGUGCUGAUUAAAAAGCAGAGGAUAUACCUCAAGAAGAUAUCAGAGUCCUCAGGGAAGUCUGAGGAGAUGAUUCUAAAAAAGCUACAGGAGAUCAGCGGCAGGCAGAAGGUCAUCGAGGAACACAGGAAGCGGAAGCAACAACUCUCUGUGUUGUCACUACCGAAAGAGCUAAUUGUCUGCCCACCAGUCCCUAGCUCUGAAAAAUCCUCUUCCCCCACUCCUUCAGCCACAGCAGGCUCUGAGCACAGCCCUCAUGCCAAGCGUCGGCCUGCCCAGCAGCCUGCCCCUCCCCCAACCUACCAGGCUCCUUUGGUACCUUCGCGUCCAGAGAAGCGGCCUAAAAUACUGCCCAACAUCCUCAGUAAGAGGUCCAGAGCCCCUCCAGUAGAACCCCCAGCAGCUCCGUCUCCAGUGCCCGCUUCAGCGUUCGCGGUUAUAAACCCCAUGUUGCCUGGCCAGCAGAUCAUCACGCUGUCCAACCCCCUGCACACUCUCCUGCCCCUAGCCUCCCUUUCCAGUCUCCCAGGUCACAAGUCAUCUACGCCAGGCGUGGCUGCGGUGAGCAUCAGAGUCCCGCCUGUGCCAAAGGCCAUUCAGCUAGAGGGUACUCAUUCCCUCGUGUCUGACCAAACUCCAAAAGUGGACAAACCAGCAGCGAAUGCUAUCAGUCUACCCAAGAUAGUAACGGUCAUGUCCCUGGUACCUUCCAUGGAAAACUCGGUCCCAAGUACUAAUAUCACAGCCCAGGAAAAGACUGAUCCUGCUGUUUGCUUACCCUUGGCCACAGUAAGCACACCAACCCCUCCGAGUACAGAUAUACUAGAGGAGGGAGAGGUCCCGGAUGGGCCGCUGACCGUAGUCAGGGAGCUCACCGCUCAUCUGAAGGCCUCAGCUGAUCUAGAAGUUAACGAAGAAGACGAAGAAGACGAAGGAGACGAGGAGGAAACCAGUGAAGCGGUGACGAAACAGGGGAAUGUUGACCCCACUCUGAUGUCGCUGCUCAAUGAGAUCGUGUUCCUCAACCAGCAAUUGGGCGGCGAUGGGUCCAAGCCGUCCACUCCUGGUGACAUUCUGCCACCACCAGAGCCAGGCGAGGUCCUGGUGGACCAGCCAAGGGGUGUGGCACUGGACGACGAACGUUCCCUCAGCCCUUUGUUCCUCCGCCUGGACGAUGACGAUUCCACGACCUCCACCCCCACAAAAUCUACGUCUAGUCACAAAACCCAGAUGGCAGUGGAUGAUCCUGUCAAAGCAGCGGUCGGAUCAGAACCAGUCGUGAAGGUGGCACCCGCUUCCGGGCCCACUCCGCUGCUCACCCCUGUUCCUGUCCCUUCCACGACCACAAACGGACAGAGUCCACCAACAACGCCCAGUGCUGCCAAAGGUGAUGCAUUGGCCCCGCCACCUCUCCUGCAGAUGAAGGCAGGAAGUGUAGCGCCACCUGUGGCCCCGUCGCUCAAGGACAACUCGUCAUGGCGACCUAUGCCCAAACUUGUUCCUUUGGGCUUGAAGGCCACACCACAGGUACCUCUAAGUCGGGGAACUGGCUCAACCCAGUAGACGUUGUCCUUGUUUUGUUUUGUUUUAUUUUGGUUUGGUUUGGGUUUUUUUGGUAGCAAAGCAAUCAGGGAUUUGUUCUUAAUCUGAUGUAUAUUUAAAUUGAUGGAAGAGAAACUCUCAUGUUUGUGUGUCUGUAUUUUUGUUUCUGUUCGGCUUGUUUUUUUAAAACAAGCACUGCCUGAUGUGCCUACCUGCUUAUCCCAAAGACGUGUUUGUCCUAAUUUCAGUAAUAUAUCCUAAAACAGGGAAAACAUACACAUCUUAAGAUGAGGAAGAUAUAAGAAAUUCAGAAAGUAUAGGUAAUACUUGAACCUGCUGUUUUUCUUUUGGUUUGUGUUGAAUCUUUUAAAAAAAAGCGUAUAUAUUGUUUAGUUUUUUUGGUGUUUCGGUUACAGUUGUUUUUCCUCUUGUCGGGAAGAGGACAUGCAAUACAUAACAAUCUACUUGAAACAUGAGAUGUAAAUGGCUUAUACGAAAUAGUUAUGCCUCCGAGAUGGAGAUUGUGUUCAUAUGUCACCUUUUCUUCUAAACAUCUUUUGCAUUUUUAUGUAGGUGUGGUGGGGUCUCUCCAUAUUGGAGCAGAGACCACCUUUAAAGCAUAGGAGAUAACUAAGCUAGUUCAAAGAUGAAUGUAAGUUUGGCGGAAAGAUUUAGCCUUUGGGUGUGAGUCGCUGCUCCCUUUGUCACACUUGAAACUCUGUUUAACAAUUAUUCACAACACAACAGUGUAAUAAAGGCUGUGUCCCAUGUGACUUUGUACAAACAUCUGUAGGGAGAUGCUGGGGUAGUUGACCUUUUGUGUAGACAUUUGUUUUUCCAAUGAACUGUGAAGCGUUAAGAGUCCGCCUAUCUUAACAUUUCACGCUAUCUUUUAUCAUGAUUAUGAGAAACAUACACUAUGAAGCCCUUGAGGAUGGCAAUGUUUUAACGCUAAUAAUGCAAUAAUACAGUAUAGUUCUCAGUAUAGGGUCAUGGCUUUUGUGCUUGUUCAUCUUUUUACCCUUCAGUUGCUGGCUCAGAGAAGUGCAGGUUGUUAUCACUGCAGUUUUCAGUGUUUUGAACCACCAUGGUUUGUGUGCAAGAUUUCAAAGGGACUCAGACAAGUUUGUUGAUCACCCACCACCUAUCGAAAGAUUUUAGUCAAGCAAUCCAGCUCUAUAAUUGGUUGGUUGAAUGAUCUGUCCUACCACUUUCUUUGCAGUCUACUAGGGUAUAAUUGAAUUAUUGUACAAAAUAAUGCACAGUUAAAACGCAUAGGAACCCCAUCACCAGUAUUCUCUACGUACUCAUAGUUUACUUGGUCAUUCCCAAAAAACAACCUGAGCACAUCGACACAGUGUGGUUUAUUGUCGUUUCACUACAGGAUAUAUUCCUUAUGCAAGUCCUGUGUUCAGUUUUUGCAAUCUUUGGUUGCAGAAGUACAAAGUGCAUAUCUGUGUGUAAAUAUCUUGAGAAGGACAUUGUCUAUAGUUCAUUACUGUGAAUACUGCAAGAUUUAGCAUGUACAUUUUGUCAGUUUUUGUAUGUUUAUCGGUCACAUUAAGAAUUGUUUGGGGUUUCCUCUAUGAAUAAGCCUGAUAUGUCCAGUAUAUAAUGUUUGUUUAUACUCUAAAAGAAAAAGAUCUGUAAAUAAAGAGGGUUGUGUGCUGGUUUUUGUACUAAGCUUGAAAAUAUUUUUGUAAGAUGUUCAUAUGUAGACAGUGUUACACUGGCUGACAGACUAGAACAAGAGCUGAAGUGUCCUUGAUGAGUAAAUAAAGGUGUGUGUUAAACUUG
This is a messenger RNA of Alosa alosa (allis shad), 10906 nucleotides long. RefSeq names its product MAX dimerization protein MGA a (gene mgaa). Lineage: Eukaryota; Metazoa; Chordata; Actinopteri; Clupeiformes; Clupeidae. The record is from RefSeq and is a predicted model, not a curated record. Gene Ontology annotation, cellular component: nucleus. The coding region runs from base 188 to 9130 and encodes 2980 amino acids. The transcript has 25 exons. Gene Ontology annotation, biological process: positive regulation of DNA-templated transcription; cell fate specification; regulation of transcription by RNA polymerase II. Gene Ontology annotation, molecular function: DNA-binding transcription factor activity, RNA polymerase II-specific; protein dimerization activity; RNA polymerase II cis-regulatory region sequence-specific DNA binding.